GCAAGUUCCUGGCUUCUCAAAACAAAAACAGCAAACAGUGGGUAUCUGUUGUCAGUGAAAGCUGAGAGAAGUGUUUAGCCUUCUGCUGCCUCGUCAUGGUGCUAAAGUCAUGUUGCGUUUACAGCGUCGGAGUUGUUUCUGUACUGAUGCUGAUUCUCGGCAUUUCGUUGGUUUUGACCAGCGUCUUUCCACAUUUAGUACAGUCGAUGGUUAAAAAGCAAGUCGUUCUGAAAAACGGUACAGAUGCGUUUGAGGCCUGGAAGGAUCCACCGGCACAUAUCUACAUGCAGUUUUACUUCUUCAAUCUCACAAAUCCCCAAGAGGUGUUGGAUGGGGAAAGGCCAGCUGUGGUGGAGAUUGGACCGUAUACAUACAGAGAGUACCGGCCUAUGGAGCAGAUUGACUUUCAGGAUAAUGGCACUAAAGUAACAGCUGUCAACAGUAAAACCUACAUUUUUCAGCAUAACAUGUCCCGAGGUCCAGAGAGUGACCUCAUCAGGACAGUUAAUAUCCCUGCCAUGACGGUGAUGGAAAGAUUCAAGGAUAAUUCUCUUGAAGCCAACUUGAUCUCUGCCUACAUGAGGGGCACCGGGGAAGGCCUUUUUACCACUCGUACAGUGGGAGAGCUGCUGUGGGGAUAUGAAGAUGGACUUCUUAAAGCUUUGAAAGUCCUUAGACCUGACCUGGAUGAUGUUUUUGGACUUUUCUAUAAGAACAAUGCUUCAAACGAUGGAGAAUAUGUGUUUUUCACUGGUCAGCAGAACAGCAGGGACUUUUCCAGAGUGGACACAUGGAAAGGUGAAAGCUCCUUGAAUUGGUGGACAUCUGAUGAGUGCAACAUGAUUAAUGGAACCAUUGGAACUUCUUUCCAUCCUGUAAUCACCAAGAAUGAUAUGCUCUACAUUUUCUCCUCUGAUCUGUGCAGGUCUCUGUAUACAGUGUAUGAGGAGGAUGUGACAGUGAAGGGGAUCACUGGGUAUCGAUUCGUUCCUCCCAGCUCAGUGUUCGCCAAUCUGACUGUGAACCCAGACAACGCAGGCUUUUGUGUGCCUGCUGGUAAUUGCCUGGGGUCUGGCCUGCUGAAUGUGUCUGUAUGUAAAGAAGGAGCUCCUAUCAUAAUGUCUUCACCACACUUCUACCAGGCAGAUGAGAAAUUUGCUCAGGAUAUAUUCGGAAUGACGCCAAACAAGGAAGAGCACCAGACUGCCAUUGAUAUCAAUCCGCUAACAGGAGUGGUUCUCCAAGCAGCCAAGCGACUCCAGAUUAACGUCUAUGUAGAGCAAAUUCCCAACUUCAGUCAAACGGGAAAUGUAAGGACAGUAGUCUUCCCUGUGGCUUAUCUGAAUGAGAGCGCCACCAUUGAUGACGCAGCAGCCAAGAAGCUAAAGGGGAUUGGUGUUCAGCAGAACGUUGUGGAGAACAUUCCCUUCAUGCUGAUUGGCCUGGCCAUCAUUGUGGGAGGAAUCUUCAUGUUGUUGGUGUGUCAACAGAAAGUCCCCGAGAGCACUACUGCUGAACGACAGCCCCUGCUCUCAUCGUAACAGCAAACAGGACAUGGAAGGAGGAAGAUUGCCUUGGUUGCAAUACAGUUCAAGGGGUUCAACCGUUAAUUGUCAAAUAACACUAAUACAAUGAUUUUCAUGUUUUAUUCUAUUUUCACAUUCAUGGUUUUAAGAAAAUGGGAAAAACCAAGCGGGGAAAACCAAGUGGGAAAAAAUAAUUGGGAAAAACUGUCUUCUUGUUGCAUUUGUUGCUAGGUUUGGAGGAUAAUGUCUUCAUUUCAAGUUGUAAUGAUGCUGAAAUCCACAUUUUUCAGUCAGUCUUAAAUUGAGCUUGUUUUUAUUUUAACUCCUAACUAUGGGAUUUUUGAAUUGGAAUAACAUGAGGUGAAUUAAACCCCUUAAACAACCCAGCUCUGAAUUAAUCAAACAUCCUGGAAGUGGGAAAAACACUGUGCUGCAAAGUGGCCAUAUAUGUGUGAGCUGUUGCUGCAUUUCUGAAUGUAAAAGACGUUGUGUCAAUCUGCAAGGCAACUGGCUAGAGCUUGAACAGUUACUAGAUUCCCAGACUAGUUUGGGGAUUCAGAGUUAGUUUUAAAAAGCAAGAAAAAAUAGUAUUAAGAAGCCAGGUUGGUUGUAUGUUAUAAUGAAGUGGAUGUAAAAGGUCAGGCUAGUAGUGCAGCCUGUUCGAAGUGCAGAUUACUUUGGGCUUGUCAUUCAGCCUUUUGGCUUCAGAUGCUAUGGCGAUGUGGUCUUGUUCAUUGUAAAAUGAUGUUCUGUGUUGUAGCCAAGCUCAGUAAUCUACAGUAUAUAUACAUGUGUGUCUAGUGUGUCCUCCUUGUGAUCCAAUCAGUAUUAAUCCAACACUGGCAGGAUAAAGCAAGGCCUUCUGCCUGUUGUGAAUGUCAAAUACGAUAUUAUUUCAGUAUUUGACAUUCAUUCAUUUUAAUUCCAGUACUGUCAUAAAUAUAUUAAUAUAAUUUCUACUGAUUAUGUUACUGAUUGCUGAAACCGGUGUAUGAAGCUUUGUAGUAGUGACACUGACAAAAACACAAACUUUUGAAGCACUUAGACUGAUUUUGUUUUCUCCCCAGGUUAACUUCUGUAGCAUUUUAUAACUUUAUUGAAGCAUUUUUUAAAAUAAACACAUUGUUUACCUAUUGGCCUAUGAAUUUUUAGAGCACUUAUGACUAAAUGUUGUUUUUCUGUCCAACGUUGCACACAGUUCUGCUAUAAUAUAGAUGUUUUUGCCAUUUCAGUGACUACUUUUCACUGACAAAAUCUCAUGUGUUGAAUUUCUUUUUUUGAGUGUGUGUAUGUUUGCUUUGUACCUAAAAGAGAACAUUGUUUACACUACUACUAUUACCUGGCAAAAUCAGCACUUAACUAUAAUCACGAUUUAUACACAAAUCUCUCAUUAGGUCACACAUCUGACAGUUUGCACGUUGUCAUUUGCUAUGACUCAACAAUAAACUUUCUGUGCUAUUCCCUGAA
This is a messenger RNA of Oreochromis niloticus (Nile tilapia), 2993 nucleotides long. RefSeq names its product scavenger receptor class B, member 2c (gene scarb2c). Gene Ontology annotation, cellular component: lysosome; membrane; cytoplasm. The transcript is spliced from 12 exons. Gene Ontology annotation, molecular function: scavenger receptor activity. Bases 96 to 1541 code for a protein of 481 amino acids. Gene Ontology annotation, biological process: protein targeting to lysosome; receptor-mediated endocytosis. Lineage: Eukaryota; Metazoa; Chordata; Actinopteri; Cichliformes; Cichlidae. The record is from RefSeq and is a predicted model, not a curated record.